ACACACUUUACCUGACUUCGGUGAGUUUAGUGCUCGCUUAGACAUCCACCUGUUAUGUGCGUACCUGUACGCAAAUUAUCUCGUGAAAACCCCGCUGAAUAAGACGUACUCUUCGUACACUAGACAACCGGCGUUAACGUACCGUGAGCACAAAUCUAUAAUGGCACCAUCUUGACGUGAACUUAGCGAAUUGAAGACUUGAUGCAACGCCGAUGAAGUAUAGUGGAUAUUUGUAAUUCAUUAUUAUGGAUAAUCUCGAUGACUUGACACUGUACUUUUACAUCGCCUGUGGAAUUGCAGCUGCCAGCUUGUUACUGCUUUUCAUCCUCGUGGGCAUUUUGUUUGUCAAGGUUAAUGGACUUGUCGCUGAUGGAUCCAACCAACUGAGGAGGCAGACGAACAUGAUGGCGGAAUUUUGCUACACGAACCCCACCAUCGUUCCUGGCGAAGAGCUUUCAAGGCGUGGAUUUUCGAUGUACAGUGGCUCGGAACGUAUGAAUGGAGAUAAUCCUGGAGCUAAAAAGGAGUAUGGAGUGUAUCAAGAGGCCCGAUCGAAAUUUUAAUGAAAUCUAGCCAAUAGUUAGAAGUAUGACUAAAUAGGAUCUGCAAGUGUCUUCACUUACGACGUCGCAAGUCAAUAUGGAAUCACUAGUAAUUCCGCAAAUUCGGUACGUGGAGUAAGAACGACGAGAUUCAAAGUCACAACGGAGCAAUAUAUCAUUUUGUAGUAUUUGAUCGUCUACCUUAAACGCUAUAAUUCAUGGAACGACCUUUAAGCGUUUGUAUAUAAGUUUCUUCUCGCAGUACAAUAUCGUUGAUGGAUGUUAAUUAGCAAUUUAUUUUAAGUAUAUAUUAUGUUUAAGAAAUACUACAUAGUGUACCUUACUAGUGUUAUUUAUAAUUGGUAUACUAUCGAACUAAGAAACUAUUAACGUAUGAAAACAUUAAAAGCAUGCCUGAUGGCAGGAAAUAAUAAUUAUAUUUAAAAAAAAAAUAUGCAAUCGUAGAAAGCGACAUUAUCGUGUUGUGGUAAGGAGAAAUCUACAGCGUAGUUUCUGCCGCUACUGUAAGAUGUCGCUAAGGACAUAAUCUGAGAAUUCAAAUCUGUUACAAUUAACGUUAUUUUCGAAAACAAAGAACAGGGAAAAUAGAGAUUUUCACGAAUUUAUUGACAAUAGAUAAUGAGUAAACGGGUUUGGAGAUUUAAAAUUUAAGUUGUUGGCAUUAUAUUUGAAAUUCUUUAGUCAUGGCUAUUUAAUUUAAUUGUCAUUGGAGACUGCUUAGCAAUUUUUUGUAGAUCUAUACGGAGAACACGUCAAAUUAUUAGGAGAACGAAUUGAACGAAAACUUCCUUUGCAUUUGUUAAUACAUUAACCAUUCCUCAGUGAAUCAACCCAGUAACAUAUACCGAUAAUCACAUAUAAAAUAAUUUUGUUAUACAUUGUAAUGUAUGAACGAUACUUAUUGUACGUGAAACUUGAGUAAAAUGUACUGCUAAUAUUUUUAAAUAUUACUACUAGAGUUUACGACUGUUAUAUGGGGAUAGUUAUAAGUUCAUAGACGUGCCUGUACACUGAGCAAAAAAAUCAUUUUUCAGAAAAAAAAAAAGAUUCUUGCGCCGAAUAAUUCUUUAUUGGCUACUAUCAACAAAAUAAGAUCAAAUGAACUUAAAGCAAAUUACAAACAAUACUCAGUUUUCUUAAGAUCAGCUUCAUCAAUUCAGUUUGUUUUAUUAUCGUUACAUUUUUUGUGCACAAUCGUAUUAGAAAGAAAUAUAUUCAUUUCAAAGGAUGAAAGACAUUGAAUUAAUCUUAUAACAAACUAGAAUUUAUUAGAAUUAUCAGCGUGUCUAAUGUUUCUUCUCAAACCUCUGACAGUUACUGGUGAACUGGUUCUUGCAUGAAUUUCAAAUAACAAUUAUUUGCCAUUGAUAAUUUUUUCGUAUCCAGCACUAGAUUAUUUGAGUCCAACACAACAUUCUAUACAAUAUGUUAUAUAAUCAUUAAUAUUCUCAAUAUCUGAGACCAAUUUUGUACAUGAAGUUCUUUUCGCAAAAUCAUCUCCACUUCAUAUUAACUUACCAUCGUUUGGGUUGCAACACUCAUAAUUCUUACAAAUCAACUUUACUGGAGCCAGAAAAGAAAUUUCUUCAGCAAGAAAUAUCGAGAUUACUACAAGUAAUUAAUUUUGUCUAGAAAGCAAAUUUUUCGCUCAGUUUAAGCAUACCUGACGCAAAAUUAACAAACCAUAACAAAAUAAUGUAAUUGUUAUAAGAACAUGUCAAGCUCAUACAUAAAAAUGUCAGUCUACAUCAACUAAAAGUAUAACAAGUAACAUUACUGUGACAAUGUAUAUGUAUUUCUCUCUAGAAAAAUCAUUACUUCGUGUUGGGUUUGUACACUACUUAAGAGUGCGUCAUUUGUCACUUGUUAUCUCGUUCUAAUCAAGUUUCCUCGAGAACUGUAUUUGUGCACAAUCAACCAAAGAUGUCUACGUUAUCAUGAGGUCACCUCGUAAAAUAUAGUCGCAGCGUGUAAUAAUAAAGUGAUAUAAAUCUAAA
Molecule: messenger RNA, 2560 nt
Organism: Orussus abietinus
Lineage: Eukaryota; Metazoa; Arthropoda; Insecta; Hymenoptera; Orussidae
Exons: 4
Coding region: 246-563 (105 amino acids)
Source: RefSeq, a predicted model, not a curated record